Molecule: messenger RNA, 954 nt
Organism: Aaosphaeria arxii CBS 175.79
Lineage: Eukaryota; Fungi; Ascomycota; Dothideomycetes; Pleosporales
Exons: 1
Coding region: 239-496 (85 amino acids)
Source: RefSeq, a predicted model, not a curated record
CAGCACCAGCUCCAGCACCAGCAGAGACGCGCCGUACCACCCACCCAACAGGGAGGAUAGAGGCAGCAAUCCCCUUCUCGGACAGCCACCGACAGUUUGGACUCGUAACAGACCAAGUGGGGGAGAGGGGAGAGAUGGGGCUUGAGAAAAGGUUCCUCAACCCAUAACCCAUAUUCUACCCAUCAUCGCCCCAUCCUGGUGUGUCCCUGUGUCUGUCUGUCCCUGAUUGACCGAAAUAAUGCUGAUGCUGCUGCUGCUACUGUUGGUGUUGCUGGCUCUGCACACUUGGUAUGAAUGCACGGUUUCUGCUGCAAUUUGCAUAUGCAUCUGCCUUUGCCUUUUUUCUCUGUGCAUGUCCGAGUGGGUAACUCGAAUUGGUCGCUGUCUGGCCUAUCUUGCUCACCGCAGCAAAGAUGCGACCGUUCAUCCAAUUGUUCUCUCCAAUUCGCAAUCGCAAUCAAGCGCUCAACAAAGUGGCCGCGGCGGUUGGCAGUGACGUUUUAGGAAUGAUAGACUAGUAGAGGGGCACUCGAGAAGAUGCCCCCCCCAUCAAGGUCCAACACACACCAACAAAGCUUCAGGCAUAAACAACACACACACUAUGGCGCAGCCACUGGGCUCUCUCUUUGUCUCUUCUUUCUCGUUUUCGAUAAACAAAAGUAGAAAAAAUUAAAUCACACAUACCUUCAACAGAAAGUAGUCAGGGGAAUCUCGUUGUAGGAAUCCGGACGAUCAAUGUCCCGGAAUGGUUCCUCGCUAGUGUGUCGCUGUCUGUUAAUCCGUGUGCUGAGGGAACCGGCCGAGGGAAGACGAGGGAAGCAAGAGGAGCAAGUGAAGAACAAUAAGAGGAGAAGGAGGAAAUGAGAAGAGUUCAACAGCGGAGGAGGCGGGAGUGAGGGGUGGUGCCUUUUGUAUAGUAGAGUAAAGCUCCAGGCUGGACCACGACCACAGGAC